Molecule: messenger RNA, 1585 nt
Organism: Halteromyces radiatus
Lineage: Eukaryota; Fungi; Mucoromycota; Mucoromycetes; Mucorales; Cunninghamellaceae
Exons: 2
Coding region: 81-1406 (441 amino acids)
Source: RefSeq, a predicted model, not a curated record
AUUAUUAUUUCAUUUCUACUUUCCAUUAGUGAUCACAAAAAGUCUUUUUAAUAUAACUUUAUUAUAUUUUACAAACGGUCAUGGCCUCUUCUCUUACUUAUCAACUUCGUCAACAACAGCAACAACAACAACAACAACAACAACAAUUGACUGAUAGUAAACUAGAUGGUACCACUGUCGCUACUCAUCUUCCUUCACCUCCGAAUUCCUCCUGUGGAGAAGAAACUACAACAAGUCCUGUUACUAAUGAUCAAGUACAAAAGAACCAUCAUACUCAACUUGAAGACACUACUACCAUUAGUAGUACUACUACUAAAAGUAAAAGUCUUGGCACUCAACUAUCACCACUACAACAACAACAACAACAACAACAACAACAACAACAAGAAGAAAGAAGGGAUUCCUUACAGUCUCAUUUUAGUACUUUGACCUUACAAGCCAUUUCAAACUCCCUUCCUGAAAACUAUACCAUUGACCAUUCCUCCAUCAAAGCUUCUUUACAACAGGCUUUGGCUACUACUGUGGCAGCAGCAGCAGCAGCGGCAGCAGCAAAGACAACAACAACGACUCAACAUGAUACCAAUACAACACCCAUUCCAAUCAACACUUCGUCCCCAUUACGUCGAGAAUCUCAUUCUAGUCAUUUGAGUCAUUCGUAUCGUAGUGGAACAGCAGAUUCUCCACUACAAUCCCAUUUAUCACCAGCAUCCAUAGCCGCUGCUACAGGAGGAUUGACCAUACGACAUAAUAGACGACCUUCAGCAGCUAUAGAUCAGCAGCAACGAAAACAGCGAGGAUUACCAACAACUGAUGUAUCAUCCUUACCGAAGGCAUCACAUUCUUCUAAAUCUUCGACUUCAUUACCAUCUUCAGCAUUUUCAGGCUUAUCAUCAUCCACUCCUUUAUCUAAUUCAAACCAUGGUGGCACUUUUCAUCAUCGAUGUGAUGAUUGUGGCAAAGUAUACAAACAUCCAAGUUGUUUGACCAAGCAUCGAUGGGAACAUUCGGAAGAAUGGGAGUUAACAUCCAAGUUAUUAUUGACCAAACAUCAACAAGUACAAAUGUUGGAAGCCGCCGCUAUCUUGGUCAGUAUGGAUCCUCAACAAAAACAGCGACAACAACAACAAGAAGAGGAAACAUUGGAAGAGAGUGAUAUGGAUCAAGAUGACGAAGAGGUGGAUAUAUUGAAUGAUGAUUCGGAUGAUGACGCUACAGUUGAUCUCAAUCAUGCACAAGACGACGAGGAUGAUGAUGAUGAAUCCAUUCAUAUUGAUGAUGAUGAUGAUGAUGAUAUCUCGAUUGAAAUGGAUCAAGACGAUCAGAUGACGGAACAGCAUACCUUUCCCUCCAUGGUUGGCUCAACUCCUGCGAUGUUACCUGCCUCCUUCUCUACCAAUAUUGUUUAAUACUUUUUUUUGUUUCUUUUCUUAGUUUAGUAUUUUUUUUUUUAUUCAUUUGUAUAUUCCCCUCUCCUCUCCCUCUUUUCCCCUACCCUCAUUUAGGAUUUAGUUCAUACAUAUAUAUACUUUUUUUUAUCUUUAUUUAAGACCUGUAAUAAACUUUUGUUUUUUUUUUUAUCAUCAUU